Messenger RNA from Colletes gigas, 2896 nucleotides. RefSeq names its product sarcosine dehydrogenase, mitochondrial. NCBI's taxonomy places the organism in Eukaryota, Metazoa, Arthropoda, Insecta, Hymenoptera, Colletidae. The transcript is spliced from 15 exons. Gene Ontology annotation, cellular component: mitochondrion. Gene Ontology annotation, molecular function: protein binding; oxidoreductase activity. The record is from RefSeq and is a predicted model, not a curated record. Bases 242 to 2896 code for a protein of 884 amino acids.
GUAUGAUUGCUAAUAUUCCAAGCCUAUUAUCUCUUGAAUGUUUUGCAUGUAAGUACAGGUCAUUACAAAAAAAAAAAAUUGUUAAAUAGUAUAGGAGAUUAAUCGGUACAUUUGAUAAUGCACAUUAAAAACAAAAGUGCCGGGCCGAUAAAAUAGUCAGAACAGUUUUAGCGCUUGAAGUGUAAUAUGCUUGUGCUACUAGGAUGAUGUAAAUUCGUGUUGUCUACUUCCAAACAAAAACAUGUUUCACUUAAAAAAACAUCAGUUAUGCACAAUCUGCAUCACGUGCAUUAGAUCAGUAAAAACAAGAGCAUUAAGUUUAUCGUCUACGAUACAACUACCGGACUAUGCGGACAUUGUAAUAGUAGGUGGUGGUAGUGCAGGCUGUAAUGCACUUUAUCAUUUGGGAAAACGCGGUAUUAAUGCUGUGUUAUUAGAUAAGUCAAAAUUAACAUCUGGCACUACAUGGCACACUGCAGGUCUUAUAUGGAGUAUGCGUAGUCCAAAUGAUGUUGACAUGGAAUUACUAAGUGUUACAAAAUCUGUUCUAAACUCUUUAGAAAAAGAAACUGGAAUAAAUCCUGGGUGGAUAAAGAACGGUGGACUUUACAUUGCUCAUUCCAAUGAACGAUUAACCGAUUAUAAAAGGCUAAUUACCAGCUCCAAAGCUUUUGGCAUCGAAGCACAUCUAAUCUCUCCUCAGGAAGCAACAAAAUUAUUUCCCAUACUUGAUGAAAAUGCUUUUCAAGGAGCCAUUUAUUGUUCAGAAGACGGUGGUGUCGAUCCAACUAUGUUAAUAAAUGCUUUAGUAAAAUCAGCAAAAAAUAAUGGUUGUCAGGUCAUCGAAGAUUGCCCUGUAACGAAAAUACUCCAAAAGGACACCAUUCUGAACAAGAAAAGAGUUUAUGGCGUAGAAACACCGUACGGAACUAUAAAAACAGAUAUUGUUCUUAAUGCUGCUGGAGUUUGGUCCAAAAAUGUUGCAAACAUGGUGCAAGUAGAUAUUCCUUUAACACCAAUGAAACAUGCUUACGUUGUUACAGAACCAAUAGAAGGAUUACAGCAUCUUCCAAAUGUUAGAGAUCCAGAUAGGAAUAUAUACUUUCGAAUUCAGGGUAACUCUUUGGCUGCAGGUGGUUAUGAAAAGAAUCCCAUUUUACUAGAAUCUGUACCCGAACAUUUUUCAUUUCGUCUCUAUGAGUUAGAUUGGGAUAUUUUCAGUACACACCAAAAUUCAAUGACCCAAUUGAUUCCUAAAUUAUCAACAACUGGAAUAAGAACCACAGUAUGCGGUCCAGAAAGUUUCACGCCUGAUCAUAGACCAAUUAUGGGUGAAGAUCCUAAUUGUUCUGGAUUAUUUUAUUCUUGUGGCUAUAAUAGUGCUGGAAUGAUGUUAGGGGGUGGAUGUGGAGAACAAAUUGCACAUUGGAUAAUUAAUGGCCGGCCAAAUAGGUACAUGUUCAACUACGAUAUCAGAAGAUUUAUUCCAGAACAGAGAAACAAUUUAAUUUGGACAAAUGAAAGAUCUCACGAGGCAUACGCAAAAAAUUACAAUAUUGUAUUUCCACAUGAUGAACCAUUAAGUGGCAGAAAUUUUAAGAAAGACCCUUUUCACGAUUUAUUUGUUGAAGAAGGUGCUGUUAUGGAAGAACGUCAAGGUUGGGAGCGACCUGGAUGGUUUUAUAGAAAUAAGAAACUAAAAGUUAUGCCCUAUGAUUAUGGUGGAUAUUGUGAAAUACCAAGAAACGAGAACGACGAAUAUCGCGCGAUAUUAGAAAAAGAGUACAGUUUUCAAUUGUCAUCCUAUGAUAACAUAAUUCGAGAGGAAGCUCUCGCCUGUCGCAAAAAUGCUGCUUUAUUUAACAUGUCCUAUCUUGGAAAAUUUUAUCUGUGCGGGCCAGAAGCACAAAAAACAGCAGAUUAUUUAUUUACGGCAAAUACAAAUUGUGAAUUCAACAAAACAGUUUAUACUUGCAUGCUAAAUAAUGCUGGAGGUGUGGAAAUGGAUUGCACCGUCACAAUUCUAGAACCAGGUUCGAGUGGAAUUGUAAAUCCAAUAUUUAAAGAAAAAGCAUUUUACAUUGUUUCAAGCGGCAUAUCGGCUUAUCAUACGUGGGUUCACAUGAACGAAGUCAUAGAAAGAAAUGGCUUCGACGUAUCUCUACAUGAUGUUACCGAACAAAUUGGAUUACUUUCUGUACAAGGACCAAAUAGCCGAAAGAUAAUAGAAACACUAAUAGAUGAUGAACUCUUAAAUGAAGAUUUCAAAUUGUCAACUACAAAAUUAGUAAAAAUUAAAGGCGAAGUAGUGCGCUUGAUAAGACUCAGUUUUGUUGGUGAACUUGGAUUUGAGUUACACAUUCCAAAAUCAUCCUGCCAAAUAGUGUAUAGAGCUUUAAUGGAAUGUGGCAAGUCAUAUGACAUGAGACUUGCCGGAUACAGAGCACUGUACAGUCUAAGUUGUGAAAAAGGUUAUCAUCUUUGGGGCUCAGAUCUUAGACCAGAUGAUAAUCCUGUGGAAGCUGGAUUAGCAUUUAGUUGUCGUAGUAUUGGUCAGUAUCUAGGAAAAUUAGCAGUUGAUCAAUUACAACAAAAUGGAAUCAAAAGAAGACUGGUCCAUAUUCAUAUGAAUGAUACUGUUCCAAUAUGGGGUAUGGAAGCUAUAUAUAGAGAUAAUUCUUUUGUUGGUUACUUACGAAGAGCAGAACAGGGAUAUAGCUAUGGAAAUACUAUUGGAAUUGGGUAUAUCGAACAUCCAAAUGGAGAAAAUGUGACAAAGGAAUUUCUACAAACUGGUAGUUAUGAGAUUGAAGUAAUGGGAGAACGACAUACAGCAAACCUUUAUCUUCGAAGUCCAUUUGAUCCUCAAAACAAAAGAUUAAUGGGAAUAUAUUGA